Molecule: messenger RNA, 303 nt
Organism: Acanthamoeba castellanii str. Neff
Lineage: Eukaryota; Discosea; Longamoebia; Acanthamoebidae
Exons: 2
Coding region: 1-303 (100 amino acids)
Source: RefSeq, a predicted model, not a curated record
AUGUCUGCCGAAGAGGGGAACAAGACCUUCAAGCUCACCGUGGCUACCGGCUGGGGCGACACCCAGAAAUGGACCAUUGACGUCUCGCCCACGGACACGCUGGCCGACGUGCUCACCAAGAUCACCGCUGCCGGCGGACGACGCCUGCCUCCCCUGUCUUCGUUCCUCGUCGCCGCCGGCGCACACGUCAGACUGGUAAGCGACCACGGGCGGCUGCCGGACCCCAGGCCCGAGGCCACGGUGGGCGAGAACGGCCUCAGCGCCAACACCGUCCUCCGCUGGCACAACGGCGCCUUCGACUGA